CAGCCAGCACACAAUAACCAAUCACCCCUUAGCGCCUAUAUACUAGGGCAUUUCCCCCAUGAGGCCGGAUGUGCGGUGGUGGGGUGUACGUGCGUGCGCGCAUAUGCGAAGAGCUCGCAAUCACGUGCUGUUGUUACAUAUGUAUAUACUUCGCUAGCUGCAUGGGUGUCGCUGAGUGAGUCAGUCAGAGAGAGAGUGAGAGAGAGAUGGAGAUAGAGAAGAGUCACAGUCACUGAGUCAGUCGAGAGACAGUGGAGAAAGAUACGUACUGGAGAGGAGGACUGCGAGAUGUCAGAGCUCUCUGGGAGUACCAAGAAGCAGUUGGCAAGAAGACGAUUUCUAUCUUUGCGCUGCCAACGCCUACAUAUGGGGGCUGGCAGGAGGUCACGGAAACGACAUUUGAAAUUGAGUGAACGGCUGGAAAAGGAACAGGUUAAGAUCUCAACUGCUAUUAGAGACGGGAAUUUGAAACCUUCAGGGCUCACAGUUAACGAUGCGAGAGCAGUAAUAACAACUGUUAUAAAACAUGCGGAGUCCGCCCUAGGGUGGCUGAGAAGCCUACCGAAGAUGGUAGUACAGAAGACAGAUGAAAAAAUUGUUCUGGUGUCAUACAAGUUUCUGCAGCUGGCAUACAGUACAACCCUACUGACAUCAGAACUGUCGGCAUAUCCGCUCCAUGUGGCACUUUUCACUGGUCUGAAGGAGAUUGAUGAUAAAAUUUUCUAUACCCUCGGGGCUACGGUCAAUAGAACCCUCACCAAGGGCCAUGACUUUGAAACAGAUAUAUGCGCGUUCAGAGAGAAGAAUGAUAGAGGCGAAGAUUCGUCGCUAAAUAAAAGAGGGAAGAGUGAGGAAAGAGAAGAGGAAGUGUUAUUUUUAGGAAGAAUAGAUGAAAGGAGAGUUUUUGAAGUGAAAAUCCUAAUGGAAGUGAAACUUUGUGUUGGGCCACUAGAGGCCAAUCUUCCGGCCAUAGCAGAGCUGCUACUGCAAGUGCUGUACACCCUUAUGGGGGUUUCUGGGGCCCAUGUUGGUGACAGUUGUGUGGGCUGCCUCUGCGACACAAAAGAGUAUCAUUAUUUUUGGUUCUACCUCGAUGGAGAGAAGUUGGUGUGCAAAGGAUACAGCAACAUUCUUAUGAAUAACCCUCCAACAGAGACAGAGUAUAACAAUCAUGUACAGUUUUUUAAACAGUGUCAUGAAAACAAUAUUGUGAGUUUCCGUGCG
Geodia barretti is the source of this 1224-nucleotide messenger RNA. NCBI's taxonomy places the organism in Eukaryota, Metazoa, Porifera, Demospongiae, Tetractinellida, Geodiidae. The record is from the annotation of a GenBank genome assembly.